Empidonax traillii (willow flycatcher) is the source of this 2252-nucleotide messenger RNA. It is a transcript of the gene RMI1, whose product is annotated as RecQ mediated genome instability 1. Gene Ontology annotation, cellular component: RecQ family helicase-topoisomerase III complex; nuclear body. The record is from RefSeq and is a predicted model, not a curated record. Gene Ontology annotation, biological process: resolution of meiotic recombination intermediates; double-strand break repair via homologous recombination. The transcript has 2 exons. Gene Ontology annotation, molecular function: nucleotide binding. The coding region runs from base 69 to 1940 and encodes 623 amino acids. Lineage: Eukaryota; Metazoa; Chordata; Aves; Passeriformes; Tyrannidae.
UAAUUUUUAUGCUGAUUGAAGUGUUAAAUAUUGGAAAUGCAUGGAAUUCACUAUUACCGUAAAAGAAAAUGUCUACAUCUAACAUUGCAGUCAGAGUGGAAACCUGGCUUUCAUCCACAUGGCAUGUUAAAGUUCCUUUGACAUGGCUGGAAGCAUGCAUUAAUUGGAUCCAGGAAGAAAACAGUGGUAGUAACUUAAGUCAAGCUCAGAUUAACAAGCAAGUAUUUGAGCAAUGGCUUCUUACCGAUCUGAGAGACUUGGAAUAUCCCAUUUUGCCUGACUGCAUCUUGGAUGCUCCCAAAGGAGAGUUGUCAGGCUUCUACUCCAUACAGAUCGAUUCACUGGUUGAUGUUAGCCAGCCAGCAUAUUCUCAGUUGCAGAAGCUAAGAGGGAAAAACACUGUAAAUGAAGAAGUAACAGCCAGUACUCAAGCAUUUCAGAAGCCCUGGGAAGCAAAGCCUACUCGAAUGCUGAUGCUACAACUAACUGAUGGAAUACAUCAAAUUCAGGGCAUGGAGUAUCAACCAGUGCCUGUCCUGUGCAGUAAUCUUCCUCCUGGAACAAAAAUCACUCUACAGGGUAAUAUUACAUAUCGUCUUGGAGUCCUUCUGCUUAAACCGGAAAAUGUGAAAUUGUUGGGGGGCGAAGUGGAUGCUCUUCUUGAGGAUUAUUCUCAAGAAAGAGUCCUUGCUAGAUUAAUUGGAGAAACUGAAAACCGUAAUUCUGUUGGACAAACUGGUCUUGAGCAGACUUUUUCCAGGCCUGUUGAUGAAUUAGAACAAACUCUUGGCCCUUCAGAUGAAGAGCUUUUAGCUAGUCUUGAUGAAAAUAAUGAAUUUACUUUAAACAAUGGAACAUCUUUAGAAAGUGGAUACUGCAGCAGGAGCAACAAUUUAAGUACAGCCUCAGGUUCACUGACUGUACACAAUGGAAAUGUUUUGAUAGAGAAAUCUGAAAGCCCUUUGCCUCGUUCAGAUGAACAAGUUUCACCUACAGAAUAUGCUGAUGGCUUUUUAAAUGACUUUCCUGUAGAAGAUGACUUUCUUCUGGAAGAAGAGAUGCAAAUAGAGCUGGAUGAAGUGGUCAUGAACAGAAACACAGGUUUAAUUACUGAAGGACUUCCACAUACACAUAGAACAGUGUGCAAUUUGUCUUUAAAUGGCAUGUGUGAAAAAAGUGAUGUGAAUGAAAGAGAUAAAACUAUGGAAGCUAUCAGCAAGGAAAAGAAUUUUGGAAAAGCAAUAUUUGAUGAAGGUGGAAAUAGUACGAAUAGCUUUUUGCAGCUCGGAAGCAUACAUCAGACCUGCAGUUCUUCAGAUUUUUCUUUGGAAAAUCCUCCUGAAAAGGGGCAGAAUGAUACAGACUUAGAUGAAAGCAGCUGUAAAUUCCAGCACACUUCUGACAGCAGGGUGUUAAAUGGUGAUCCUAUAUUUUUCUCAAAAACAGAUCCAGAAGCAGAUCAGCAGAAGCAUGAUUCACAGACAUUUUCUUGCAGAGCAGUAGAGCCACAUUUAGAUUUGGAUUCUUCACCUUUCACAUAUAUUUCCCUUCUCCUUGCAAAAAAACCAGAAACUGUUACAAUUCUGAAAGUUAAGUGUUUUAUUGUUACUCUCACUGGAAACCUCACAAACAGCAAUGGGUCCUGGGGCAUAAAGGCAAAAAUUUCCGAUGGUUCUGCUUAUCUUGAAGUAGAUUUUGCUGAUGAUAUUCUAACGAGCUUGAUUGGCUUUUCAGUGCCUGAAAUGAAUAGGCUGAAAAAGGACCCAGCUUUACGUCUAAAGCUUAAGGAUGGUUUAGAGAAAUGUCAAAAACAACUGAUAGAUCUCUGUUGUUUGAUGACUAUUAAGUUUAAUCCAUUCCAGUCUAAAAGUACUGUAUUAAUCCUCCAGGAUGCUGAUGCAAGGCAUCUAGAACAAUUGAAGAAACGUUUGAAUAAAUAACAUGCAAACUUGCAGACUAUGUUUUAGGAAGCAUUUAAGUUAUAUUUCCCCUGAGGGACCAUUGGAAGUUAAAUUUUAAAGUUAAGUGAUGUGUCUUUUAUCAGGAAUUAUAAUGGAAAAUGAGAGAAGGAGACGACUUAACAGAGCAAAACCAACAGUUUGUUUCUUAUGGUGAUAAUAUUGAAAUAAACUUUCAAAUAUUUCUGUCUUGAUUUAAAAUACUCAUGCAUCACUUUCAUUCUACAAAAUCCUGUAUGUUUUGGACUGGUACUCCAAAAUGACAAAAUUUGUCAGGAAAUGUAUAACAACAAA